AUGGUAUCGCAUCGAUUUAUUUUUAUCGCUGUGAUCUGCUUGUUGAAUGCUCCUAGCUCGCUCCAAUUGACCAAACCAGUACCCCUCACUGAUAUCAAGUGCAGUAAAAAACGACAGUUACGGCCCGGUGAUUGCGCAAGGGCAUACCAAAAAAUUAUCUACGACACAGAUCUGACUCUUGACCAAAGUGAAAUUACCCUUGAAAAGGUUUCCGGAAGCUGUGUUACGCGCAUAGACAAUCCAAAAUUCCUGAAUGUUCCGAAGGAAAUAAUUGAAGAUGCCUUCAACCAAGUCGUAACAAAAUGCGACGGCGUUCCCGGCCAUGCGAAUCUCACAAGUUUUGAUGGGGUUCGCGUGCUGGUCAGGCAUCAUACUCGCCCUAGUGUAUAUGGCUACGAGGAUGAUACGGAGUUAAACCAAUCGAUCUGCUUCCGUGAUUCCGACACACAAGACAUAGUGGAGGAGGAUUGUAUGGAGGCCUACAGACUGCUCCCUACUGACACUGCAGGUCACUUUUUGUCGGUUGAGCACCACGUACAAGGUAAUUCAAUUGGCUUGACGUUCAAAACAUGUCUCGUGAGUGUAUGGACAUCUGAUGGCUCAAAGAUCAUUGUCUUAAAGGGUGAUAUGGAAAGGUUGUUUGGAAAGCUGAUGCAGCAAUGCAAGGUCAAUGGGAAGGGAGGGACUUUAAUCACUGAAGGAGCUCAGGGGAAAAAUGGAAAAGUGAACCUGCAGGUUUCUACUCCAAAAACAUGA
Molecule: messenger RNA, 756 nt
Organism: Puccinia graminis f. sp. tritici CRL 75-36-700-3
Lineage: Eukaryota; Fungi; Basidiomycota; Pucciniomycetes; Pucciniales; Pucciniaceae
Exons: 9
Coding region: 1-756 (251 amino acids)
Source: RefSeq, a predicted model, not a curated record